This is a messenger RNA of Arvicola amphibius (Eurasian water vole), 675 nucleotides long. RefSeq names its product actin-related protein 2/3 complex subunit 1A-like. The transcript has a single exon. The record is from RefSeq and is a predicted model, not a curated record. NCBI's taxonomy places the organism in Eukaryota, Metazoa, Chordata, Mammalia, Rodentia, Cricetidae. Gene Ontology annotation, biological process: Arp2/3 complex-mediated actin nucleation. Gene Ontology annotation, cellular component: actin cytoskeleton; Arp2/3 protein complex. The coding region runs from base 1 to 675 and encodes 224 amino acids. Gene Ontology annotation, molecular function: actin filament binding.
AUGUCUCUGCAUCAGUUUCUGCUAGAGCCAAUGACCUGUCAUGCCUGGAACAGGGAUCGUACCCAGAUUGCCCUUAGCCCCAAUAAUCAUGAAGUGCACAGCUACAAGAAGAAAGGGAGCCAGUGGACGAAAGCUCAUGAGCUGAAGGAACAUAAUGGACACAUCACAGGUAUUGACUGGGCUCCUAAGAGCGACCACAUCGUCACCUGUGGGGCAGACCGGCACGCCUAUGUCUGGAGUCAGAAAGAAGGCAUCUGGAAGCCUACCCUGGUGAUCCUGAGGAUUAACCGCGCAGCCACUUUUGUGAAGUGGUCCCCACUCGAGAAUAAGUUUGCUGUGGGGAGUGGGGCCCGGCUCAUCUCUGUUUGUUACUUUGAGCCUGAAAAUGACUGGUGGGUGAGCAAGCACAUUAAGAAGCCAAUUCGCUCCACAGUCCUCAGCUUGGACUGGCAUCCCAACAACGUUUUGCUGGCUGCAGGCUCAUGUGACUUCAAGUGCAGAGUGUUUUCUGCCUACAUCAAAGGGGAGGAUGAGAAGCCAGCCAACACUACCUGGGGCAGCAAGAUGCCUUUUGGUCAGCUGAUGUCUAAAUUUGGUGGCAGUGGCACCGGCGGCUGGGUGCAUGGGGUCAGCUUCUCUGCCAGUGGGAGCAACCGUGAAUUUCAUUUAGACUGA